Messenger RNA from Heterobilharzia americana, 1695 nucleotides. The record is from the annotation of a GenBank genome assembly. NCBI's taxonomy places the organism in Eukaryota, Metazoa, Platyhelminthes, Trematoda, Strigeidida, Schistosomatidae.
ACUAGCUCAUCUUUUUAUUGAAAUGAACAACGUUUGAUGUUUUUACAGGUUGAUAUUUUGAUAUUGCAUAUUUUCGAGCUUAAAUAGCAACUGAUAGCUGUUAUGCACGUAUCGUAAAUCCCGAGACUAUCUACUGCAGAUUUGCUGAUCAUAAUUAAGGUAUAAAGAAAAAAAUCAUGCAUAUACUCGCUUCUGAUUUAUUCGUUGCCAAUUUUUUUUACAGAUGGCUUCUCCAGGUUUAAAAAGACGUAUAUUUAGCUCGGAUACAUUAAAUCCUACAGUUACUGUAAAUCACAACCCUGUUCGGGCAUUUUAUGAAUUACCUAAAGGUAAACCAAUAGCAGCUCAGAUUGUAAAAGAAUCAAGAAAUUGGCUACGUUCAGUUUCAACAUGUAGACCAUUUACACCGAAAGAUAAAACACGGACAUUAUUCAAUACGACAUCACAAACGAGAACUGGAUACAGACCAUCUAGUUCUUUCAAAGUAACUGCAAAAUGUUUCGAUCCUUACGAAACAACAUUUAAACCCGGUGUCCAGUUGGAACCAAUUGAUACUAAGAGCAAAAAUGUCCGGAAACAACUCAAACCUGGUAAACCUGUGGCAAAUACUUCAGUGCAGAGAAGUUCUCAAAAGUCAGACGACCGAAUAAAUGAUUCCUAUGCAGCAUCAUCAUCAUCUCAAUCACUUGGGUCUACGGAGGAAUAUAUUUCAAAUGUUAGUCAUAAGAGUUCACCCCAUCUGGAACUAAUUGGCAGACAAACACGUUUAAUCUCUCCGAUCAAUAUGAAGCGCUCUGCAUACUUAAAUGUCAAAGCAGAAAGAUGCAUCACUCCAAGAAUUUCUAAUACUAGUCUGAUUGAAGCAUUGAGAACAUCAAAUGUUAAAAAACGUUUACUAAACACUCAAGAGGAAACAACAAAGUCUAAUGCUAUCACUUCAAAAGUUACUUCCAUUCUACCAGAUAGAAAUCUAUACAUUGAUAAAAAAGUGAUGGGAACAUCAAAAAAUAUUUAUUAUCGCAGUCCUUCUCAAUUGUCUACAUUAUCUUCACUAGAUGAUAAUCAAUCUCCUCGGCCAAACAGUCCAACUGAUCUAUUUCUAUCCCCAAUCAGAACAACUUUGAUCCUCGAAGAAGAUAAAUAUCACUUGAGACCUAAUGGUGUAAGGUCAGCCGUUACAGGUACAAGUGCAAAUACAGAAUUUGCCAAAACAAUUACCGAUAAAAAUAAACCUAAAUCCAGCGGUCCAUAUGCUAAACACCAACGUUCAGUCGAUUAUGAUAUAAAUAAGAUAAAUUUACGUGAUAACCUGCAAACAUUUGCAUCUGGUGACUCUGGCUUAUCAUCUGCCACAGAAUUAGAUCAUCUAAUUUACCAGCUAAGUGAACUUUCAUUCCUAUCAUCAUCCUCUGUACCAACGGCAUUGUCAUCGUCUUCAAAUAAAUCGAACUCUGGAAACUCUGAAUUGGAGAUAUUUGACAGUCAUAAGGCGAGUCAUUCAAAACAACAAAUAAAAAGUAAGAGCAAUGACGGCAUUUCAACAAUAUGCACACAACACCAAGAAUUUGAAGAUGUAGAAGAGCAUUCAACAUUGUUUGUUAAUAAACUGAAUGAAGAUGAAAUUAUAGAUCUUUUAAAUCGUAUUCACGAUCAAAUCAAUGAGUUUGGCCUAGACGGAAAUCAGAACUGGUCUAA